GACGGCUGCUACGGCGAGGGAGCGAGUGACCUUGGAUACCCCAAUUAUGCCUACAACUUGCCGCAGCUAUGCGCCGUCACCGUCAACGUCUCGACCUACCGGUUUGGGCUCUUCCUUCCCAUGACCAACUGGCAGGGAAGAUUCCUCGCCGUCGGAAACUAUGCUUUCCAAGGCGGGAUCAACUGGGUGGAUAUGACGCCGGGGCCGCACUACGGCAUGGCAACCAUGUCGACAGACACCGGGCACAUCUCAUCUCCAGCGGCAGACACAGCUAUGGACUGGGCUAAGAACAACCCCCGGGCACAAGCAGACUGGGGCUAUGUCGCCAUGAACGGCUCCAUUACCUACGCUAAGCUACUCACGGAGCAGUUCUACCGAGCACUCGGCGGCGGCUCUACUGUGCUCAACCGUUCCUAUUACAGCGGGUGCUCGACUGGCGGCCGCCAGGGGUUGAAGCAGAUACAGAUCAACCCACAGAGUAUUGACGGUGCCCUAAUAGGGGCUCCAGCAUGGCAGACGGACCACCUCAUGCCCUGGAUCACCAAGAUUGCCAGCUACAACCUCCCUGAAAGCGACCCUAAGGUCCUCGGACCCGCCCAGUGGACUCUCCUCUCUCAGAUCGCAGCAGCCACCUGCGACGGCCUCGACCACGUUACCGACGGCAUCAUCAGCAUCGACAACUGCAGGCUGAUCGCCGCCAAUUUCACCGCCUACACCUGCGGCAACCCCGGCACCGACCCGUCCAACUGCCUUAGCCCGGCACAGGUCACCACCGCGCAGGCUAUGUACAGCGACUACUACCUCGGCGACGACAGCAGCGGCAACGGCACGCUGGUGUACCACGGGCCCAACCCGGGCAGCGAGGCCGACUGGGCGGCGUACCUCACGGCCGGCCUGCCCAGCGGCUUCGACCAGGCGUGGGCGGCCAACUUCCUGGGCGACGCGGGCGACCGGGACGCGGACAGCGUGUUCGCCAAGUCGGUGGCGCAGGACCCGGGCGGCGCGACGGCCGACGCGUUCGACAUCCGCGCCUUCCGCGACAACGGCAGGGGCGGCGGCGGCAAGCUGAUCCUGUACCACGGCCUCGCCGACGGCGUGCUGCCCACGCGCGGCUCGCUGCUGUACUUCAACCGGACGGCGCAGGUGACGGGGGACGGGACGGACGCGGCGGCGGCCAUGGCGUCGUGGUUCAGGUACUUCCAGAUCCCCGGUAUGCGCCACUGCUGGGGCAGCGACGUGGGCGCGCCGUGGAUGAUCGGCGGCGCCGGACAGCCCGCCAGCAUCUACGCCAUGGACCAGACCGGGUAUUCGGUGCCCGGGCGGUUGCGGGAUCCGCGGUAUGACGCCCUGCAGGCGCUGAUCGAGUGGGUUGAAAACCAGCGGCCGGUCGAUAGCCUGGUGGCAACGAGCUGGAGACCGAACAGUGGCGCGGUGUGGCGCGAGCGUCCGCUGUGUCCGUGGCCGAGAACGGCCGUACUGAAGGCGCCGGGUCUGGAUGAGACGGUGGCGGAUAACUGGCAGUGUUCU
Messenger RNA from Thermothielavioides terrestris NRRL 8126, 1527 nucleotides. RefSeq lists its product as uncharacterized. The annotation marks the transcript as partial. The record is from RefSeq and is a predicted model, not a curated record. NCBI's taxonomy places the organism in Eukaryota, Fungi, Ascomycota, Sordariomycetes, Sordariales, Chaetomiaceae. The transcript has a single exon.